AUGAAGAGAUAUUUUAAGUUACUUAUCGUUGCAAUUGGCAUCGCCGCUUUUCUUAUCAGUUGCGGAAGCCAAAAUCCGUACCUUUCCAAAGGUAAAGAAUUGAUUAAAUCUGACAAACGACGGAAAGAGGAACGUGCCACCCAACAGUUCAAGUUGGCAAUUCAACAUGAGCAAGAUAAUGCGGAAGCACACUAUCUUCUCGGCUACUACGAUUCUGAGAUGUUUUAUGCGGAUGGGACUCCGGAAAAGGCGAGUGCAUCGAUCGAAGAACGGGGUAAGCAUAUGUUUCAAGCUUACCAAAACGACAAGCGAAAAUACCUCGAAAUCCUUGUCUUUGAGACACUGAGAAACCGUGAACCUGACGUUCAGAACGCAGCAUUAGAUGCACUCAAGCGCAUCUACCAACAAGCUGACCGAAAAAAGUUACUCAAUGCCUUGAAAAAAGCAAUCAAGUCCAAGGAUAACCGCGACAGACACGAUGCACAGUGGGUGUUGGCAUCCCUUGGCAGAGAUCACCCUGAAGAGAUUGGACCGAUUCUUAUAGAACUGCUAGAACAUAAACGCAGGGAAACCCGUUUGAACGUUAUCAAGGCACUUGGUGCAAUCGGGGAUGAAAGCGCAAUUCCGGUAUUAGUAGAGGUGGUCAACUCUGGUUCAGCCAAAUGGAAAAAAGAUAGGGAAGGCCCCGAAAUACGUGGUCUUGCUGUCGAAGCAUUGGGCAAAAUCGGGGGUACUGCCGUAGAGCAAUUGGUCGAGAUCGUCGAGAACAAGGGUUCCUCAAUGCGUGUUGAUGCGAUUCAGGCGUUAGAACAACUCGGUGAUGAAAGGGCGGUUAAACCAUUGCUAGAGGUGUUAACCGAACAGGGCAACCGAGAGGUCGUUGUCAAUUUUUGA
Geodia barretti is the source of this 894-nucleotide messenger RNA. The record is from the annotation of a GenBank genome assembly. Lineage: Eukaryota; Metazoa; Porifera; Demospongiae; Tetractinellida; Geodiidae.